AUGGAUUCCGACGCUGACUCAACCUGCAGCCGCUCCUCAUCCCCAGACCUGGUGGUGGACGACUCAGCUGGGAGCUUCUUUUCCAACAAGAUGUUUCAGACAUACUGCCAAGAGAACAGAGCAGACAGUGAGGCCGACCAGGGCAGGACCGAGCUCUGCAGCAGGGGCGGUAAAACCAAGACCCGCUCUGAGCUCAGCAAAGAAGAGAUUCAUGACCUGAGACUGAAGGUCAACAGCCGCGAGAGGAAAAGAAUGCAUGAUUUGAACCAGGCGAUGGACGGCCUGAGAGAGGUCAUGCCCUACGCUCACGGCCCCUCGGUCCGCAAGCUGUCCAAAAUCUCCACCCUGCUGCUGGCACGCAACUACAUUCUCAUGCUGUCCAGCUCUUUGGAGGAGAUGAAGAAGUUGGUGGGAGAUGUUUAUGGAGGUGCUGCUGUGCAGAGCCGCACUUCUACCCACCCUGCCCAUCUCCCCCUGCAUCCUCUGUCCCAGUCCCUGCACACUUUGGUGAGCAGCACACCUUCCACUCUCCAGCAUCACUCACCUUCUCCUUCUUCAGCCCCAGCCCCACACUCCCCUCCAUCUACCAGCUUCUUGAGUUUUCAUGCUCCAGUCCAGAGCCUUCUAAAGGACCCCCUCCACCUGACCAGCUCCUACAGGCAUUUUCCCGGCAUGCCCUGCCCCUGCUCACUCUGCCAGCCUUUGCCCACCACUACCUCCACACUCCAUAGCCUGCCACAUAGUGAAAGAAAAAAACAGCGCAAAGACGAUUGUUACAUGAACUGA
Molecule: messenger RNA, 786 nt
Organism: Monopterus albus (swamp eel)
Lineage: Eukaryota; Metazoa; Chordata; Actinopteri; Synbranchiformes; Synbranchidae
Gene: olig4
Product: oligodendrocyte transcription factor 4
Exons: 1
Coding region: 1-786 (261 amino acids)
Biological process (GO): axon development; sensory organ development; positive regulation of transcription by RNA polymerase II
Cellular component (GO): nucleus
Molecular function (GO): E-box binding; DNA-binding transcription factor activity, RNA polymerase II-specific; protein dimerization activity
Source: RefSeq, a predicted model, not a curated record